AUGAAUUCAGCACCAAUAUGUUCCGACAUCCACAGUGCUUCUUUUGACCUUUUGAGGGUGUCUGAGGUUAAGAAGCUUUCUGUUUGCCAUGUAACCUCGACAACAACUUUCGAGUCUACUGGUGAGAGUAAGAUCGGUGGUUUGCACGAUUUAAGAAUGGGCCCGUUAAGUAAUAGAGAUUUCUGUGGAACAUGUGGAAGUAGAAAUGAAUGUCCAGGUCAUAUAGGUCAUAUUGAGCUGGAACUUCCUGUUUUUCAUCCACUUUUCUUGGGAAGCUUGGUUAAAAUUUUAAAAUGUUGCUGUUGGCACUGUUGUUGUAUAAGACUUUCGAAGAAGGUAUGUAAUGGUUAUAUAAAAAAGUUUGAGUCAAUUGGAAAGGAUCCGAAUAAUUGUUCCAAAGAUUUGGGAAUUUAUAACACCAAUAAUGCACAAUCAUCUAGUAAGAUCGCAUCCAAUAGUUAUUCACUAGAAAUUUGGGAGGCAAUAAAAAAAGAAUUUUUAGACAAAGCAUCUAAGCACUCUUCCUGCAGCUCUUGUGGAAAUUCAUUUAAAGGCAAGGUCAGAGAAUCACAACUUGGAGUUGGUAUUACUCUUUCCUGGCCAGAAGGCUCCAAACCCCCGGUAAGCUUGGGUAGCACUUGGAGCUCUAGUGCAAAUCAAGAGGAUACUAGAAGCGAACAUAGUGAUUCAGGAUCUGAAAAUGACAAAGAACCUGAUUCAGAAGAUGAGGUUGAUUCAGAUAAUCAAGAAGAAGAUUUUGUUAUUAAUAGCCAACAGAGUAAUGAAUCUAAGAAAAGGAAAAAGAACAAAGAAACCGGAAAUAAUAGUUCUACUAAGCUUUUUAAGCGUUCUUACAAUGAUGACUUUUCAAUUAACAUCCCACAAGAGGCGAAAUCUCAUACUAAACAAGGAAGAGGAAUGAUUACUCAACAUUUUCAAGCCUUCCAAAUCGUACCAAUUAUUAAAAGUAUUUGGGAAAAUAACAAAAAAAUCCUUGAAUACCUAUUUCCCAUUUGUAAAUCCUUAGCUUGGGAGGCAUUCUUUAUGUUUACAGUACCAGUAUCUGCAAAUAAGUUUAGACCACUUGGGAUGGCUCUAGGAAGAAAUAUACCAUUAUUACAUCCAAGAACUUCAGGUCUGCUCGAAAUCCUAACGGCAAAUGAUAGGUUAAAAUUCUAUGUUGACUUACAAAGGAAGGAAAAUGAUGAGUCUAUAAUUGAGGGAGAGGAAGGCCCUAAAGUUGGAAAAGGGUCAAAAGCCGUUAAAGAAGAAAUUGAAGCAAAUUCAAAUAAUUUGAUUUCAUAUGUCUCUUCAUUACAAGAAAAAGUUAACAUGUAUUUGGAUCAAAAUAAAAGCUUUAAACCAUCCUCUGCUCCGCCUGGUAUUAGACAAUGGCUUGAGAAAAAAGCAGGUGUUAUCCGUCAGAAAAUGAUGGGAAAAAGAGUCAACUAUUCUGCAAGGACUGUAAUUGGGCCUGAUCCAUACUUAGAUACAAAUGAAAUAGGAGUUCCACUUAUGUUUGCUUUGAAUUUAACUAUCCCAGAACGUGUUGGUACUCAUAAUGUCUCAUUAAUGGCCAAUUUGGUUGAAAAUGGCCCAAAUUUAUAUCCUGGUGCAAAUAAGCUUUUGCUUGGAGGAAUCCUUUAUGAUUUAUCAAGAUUAGAUCAAAACCAAAGAAAAGCAAAAGCUAGAUUACUCUUAUCGUCAGUUUUAUCAGCUUCAAACCCAUUUUUAAGCAACCACCAUCCAAUUGUUUAUAGGCAUUUGAUCGACGGAGACAUUGUAUUGAUGAAUAGACAGCCUACUUUGCACAGACCCAGUAUUAUGGCUCACUAUAUAAGAAUACAACCAAACGACAACAUUAUGAGGUUAAAUUAUGUCAAUUGUGGUACUUACAACGCGGAUUUUGACGGUGAUGAAAUGAAUCUUCAUCUCCCUCAAUCUCUCUUUUCUAGAUCUGAGGCAAAGUACAUUAUGGAUGCUUCCAGACAAUACUCUGUUCCAAAAAGUGGUGAACCAUUAAGAGGAUUAAUUCAAGAUUCUUGUAUUGGAGGUGCAUUUUUAACUUCUAAAUCAACUUUCUUAAAUAGAGAAGAAUACUUUCAUCUACUAUAUACUUCUUUGUCUUUUAUUCUAGAUAAGAAGUCGUCCGCACUAUCUAGAAGUCCUAUGAUUUACUCUUCUCAAGGCCAGGUUAUAUUCGGAUCUAAUAAGAGAUUUUCAGAAGUUAAAUCUCCCUUAGGAAAGAUCAAAGUUGAUGAGUCUAUUUUGAGAAACCAAUCAAACCUUAACAACAACUUCCAAAAUUCCAAUUUUGGAAUUGAAUUUUCUAUGGAUUCACUGGAUACCUGUAUUUCCCCAAAAAAAUUAUCAAAUAAUGAUUUUUCUCAUAAUAAUAACUUUAAACUUAAUUCAAAUAUUCAGAAUCCAUCCCUAUACAAUAACUUGAUUUUAGAACCACCAACUAUUAUCAAACCGGUUCCCUUAUGGACAGGAAAACAAGUUUUCACAUCUCUUUUGAAAACUUUACUAUAUAACCUUGUUAGUACUGAACCAAGUGUAUAUGCAGGAAUUAACCUGAUUUCAAAAAGUAGAACUCCUGGUGAUUCAUGGAAUGGAAAAGAAGAUGGAGAGAAAGAGGAAGCAGUGGUAAUAAUAAGGAAUAGUGAACUUUUACAAGGAGUUAUUGACAAGAAUCAAAUUGGGUCCAACUCUUACUGUUUGGUUCACUUAUGUACUGAACUUGUUGGUCCUUUGAUUGGAGGUAAACUUUUAUCUGCAAUAUUUAAUCUUUCACAAGUUUAUCUUCAAAUGAGAGGUUUCACUUGUAGUAUUAGUGAUAUGUUACUAACUCCUAGGGCGGAAUCUGAACGUAUUGAAUUAAUUAGGAAAUAUAAUUAUGCUUCUGUUUUUAUACAAGAGGCAUUCCAAUACUAUAUAUUUAAGGAGAUUGGUGGGAAGAACGAUUUAAAUAACCAAACUUAUUAUUCUGAUAAAUUUGAUGCAUUUAAAGGUUCUAAUUCAAGAAAAAAUGAAUUUGAUAAGACUCAAAAAACUAUAAUCGAAUUGAGAGAUUUGAAGAAAAAUAAGUACUCUUCUCAAAAUACUUUUGAGGGAAAAAACAUUGAUAAUGAGUUGGAAGUCAAUAAUAAUGAAUUAGUCGACUUUUCAAAUAAUGAAAAACUGGUUUCGUCAGCUCUAGAUAUAUUAAUUGAGAGGGUAAAGAGUUUUAGUGAAAAUAGUAAUCAUAAAUCAGAAAAAAAGCUUUUACUUUUAGAGCUUGUCAAAUCUUUGAAACAACAAAGACUUAGUAUUGAUGGUUUAUUCAAAGAUGAACAAGAGUCAGAUAAAUUUACUCAUGAUGAUUCUGGGAUACUUUUCCCUAAAAAUAUACAUUAUGAUAACAAAAAUGAAGGUUUAAACUCUCUCUCUUAUCCUCAGGCUGAUUCUGAUACUGUUUUAUAUGAUAACAGUUGGCUUUCUAUUAGCAAAAUGGAAGAAAGUAUCCAAGACAAAUUUAAUGAUGAAGAAAAUGAGUUUAAUGAACAUGGUGAUUUUUUUGCAUACCCUAAUGAAUUAACAAGACGAAAGCUAGAAUCUUUGAUUGGGAAUACUUUAAGUACAAAAAAAGACUCUUUGUUAAAAAUUAUGGAUGCAAUUUCAAAGAUUGGUUUAGGAGAUAUUACAUCCAAAUUAGGCAACUUAUUGAAUGGAUCUUCUUCAAAGUUUCCCUUUCCUCAAAAUGGGUUUUCUUCUAUGGUUUUAACCGGAGCAAAAGGAUCUAGGGUUAACUAUAAUAUGAUUUGCGUUAUGCUAGGACAACAAGAAUUAGAAGGAAGAAGAGUUCCAAUUAUGCCUAGUAUGAAAACUUUACCGUCUUUUGCUACAUAUGACUUAGGAUCUAGAGCAGGAGGUUUGAUUACUGACCGUUACUUAGAUGGUCUUCAUGCUCAAGAAUUCUUCUUCCAUUGUAUGUCUGGUAGAGAAGGUUUAGUAGAUACUGCAGUAAAGACUGCACGUUCAGGAUAUUUACAGAGAUGUGUCUUAAAGGGAUUAGAGAGUAUGAUUGUUAAUUAUGAUGGAACUGUAAGAAGUGAAGAUGAUACUAUUGUUCAAUUCAUAUAUGGUGAUGAUGGAAUUGACGUCUCAAAAUCUAGCUAUUUAACAAAAUUGGAGGAUCUCGUUAGAAAUAAAUCUUUAUUAGAAAGAGAUGUGAAAUUUGAAGAAUCCAUGGGAAACAAGUUUUUGAAUAACUCUUUUGAGAAUGUAUUCAAAUAUGAAAAUAAACAAGAUUUAUUUAAAACAUGUUUGAACCAAAGUAUUAUAUCUGAAGAGAAAUCUUCCAAAAAAGCAAAAAUAUUCAAAGAAAAGGAUUGUUUUGAUAACUUAAUCAUAUCUGAAGAUAAAAAUAAGACCAACACAAUUAAUGUUGAGAAUAUAUCAUCUUCAUUUUUAAGCGAAAUGACUGUAAACUCAUUACUACCUACAAUCCUUAAUGGAGGAUCAGUUUCAGAGUCUUUCCUAAAUAAUUUAUCUGAGACAAAUAUUCAAAAGCUUUCUAGGAUUUCCACUGAUUCUAAGUAUUAUAUUAAUAAUACUUAUUCUUUAAAAGGAAAGAGAAAAUCAAGAAAUUCAUUAAUAAAUGACAAAUAUAGUGCUGAAGAAUAUGAAUCUAUGUUAGAGAUGGAGAGAUUACUUCGUUUAAAGUAUAUGAAAACUCAAAUUUCUCCAGGAGAAGCUGUUGGAUGUCUUGCUGCUCAGUCUAUUGGAGAACCUGCCACACAAAUGACUCUUAAUACAUUUCACUUGGCAGGGCAUGGUGCUGCUAACGUUACUUUGGGUAUUCCAAGACUUAAAGAAUUACUUCAAACAGGAGGUGAUUCAAAGACUCCAUAUAUUUUUAUUCCAUUAUUAAAAGAUGCAAGUUCAAAAGAAGGCGAAACAUUAAAUUUCAAUAAUGAAGAUGAUAAUACAGAUUUUGUUAAUUAUACAGAGAAAGUUUUGGAUUGUUUUAAAUCUAUCCCAUUGUCUGAUAUUAUUGAAAACGUUGGAGUGGAGAGUUCAAUUGUUUAUGAUGAAAAUGCCAAUUAUACAUCAUCUGGAAACAAAAAGUCUACAUAUUGUUGGAAUUACGAAAUUUCUAUCCAAUUUUCAGACCUUGAAAUCUUUUGUAAAUGUUUACCUCAUUAUAAUAUGUCCUCUUUAAUUAAUUUAACUCUUUCAAAAUGCAUUAAACCUUUUUUAAGACACGUAAAUAACAUGUACACGAUUUCUUCAAUUAGAAGUAGUAAAUUUUCUAACCAAGAUAAUGAUGAGACGGAUGAGUUUGUUUCAAAAUAUGUCUUGGGGCAUAAUAGUGACAGAAACAUUGGAAUUUUCAAAGGUGCUUUAAACUCAAUGAUCCAAAAAGGUAACUUUUCUUUUGGAGGAGGAGGGGCAGGAGGACAAUAUGAGGAUGAUUUUGAUGGAGGAUCUCGAGUUGGGCAUAAAAACGAAAAAAAGAAUGAAGAUGAUAGUGGAGAUCUUAAUGAUAGUAAAAAAGAAGAAUUGAACGAUAUGGAUAAUGAAAUAGAUGGAAAUGAUAAGGUCAAAGACGAUAAUGAUGAUGAUAAUUCAUCGGUAGAUUCUUCGUCUUCAACUUCCGAGGAGGAGAAUGGUGAAGAUGACUCAGAUGAAGAACCUGAAGUAACUAAUAACAAAUACAUAGAAGAGAAUAAUGAAGAAAAUAAUAAUGAAUCCGGAAGUGAUGAUGAAUAUGGAGAUUUAACAAGAAGCUCAAGCAGAGGCCCUAGCUUUGACAAUAGGACUUUAAUAGAAAAUGAUUCCAAAAUACCAUGUAUAAAUUUAAAGAUCUUGACUAAAGAUAUAUUAAAACACGUCAUUGAUUUUAAUAUUGACAGAAAGACUAAUAUUUUGAGCCUAAAGCUAGGAUGGCCAGUUAUAAGGUGUCCACAUUACAUUGAUUUCCUACCAGUUUUAAAAACUUGUAUUUUAAAGACAAAUAUUCAAUCAAUUUCAUGUUUAAAAAAUGCAAGAAUUACAAGGAACCAAAAGGAAUCAUCAGAUAAGAAUUUGUCUCAAUUUGAAGUAACUGUAGAAGGAACAAAUGUUGGGCAUAUUUUUAAGAUUUCUCCACGUUUUAUUAAUCACGACAAAAUUAGAUUUAAUGAUAUUCAAACAGUAUAUAAAUAUUAUGGAGUUGAAGCUGCCAGACAUUGUAUUAUUAAUGAGUUGAGGAACGUUUUUUCAGUUUAUGGAAUUAAUGUUGAUUAUAGACAUUUGACUCUGAUUAGUGAUUCUAUUACAGCAAGUGGGCAAUUAAGAGUAUUUAAUAGAAUGGGAACAAUAUCGCAUAAUAUAUCACCAUUUUUGCAGAUGUCAUUUGAAACUAGUAUGAAAUUUUUAACAGAAGCUUGUUUGAGAAGUGCUAAGGAUAAUUUAAAAAGUCCAGCAAGUUCAAUUUCAGUUGGGAAAAUGGUUAAUGUUGGUACAGGUAUUUCCCGUACAUAUACUAGUUUUUAUCAGACUGGUUCUGAAAGCAAAAGAAAAGAUAAGAAAAAAUCUAAAACAAAGACUAAGGAGAAAAAAAAUGAUAAUGAAACAGAAGAAAUCAAAAAGACUAAGAAAGAAAAAGAUUGCUAUUUUAAGUUUCUUUAA
Molecule: messenger RNA, 6657 nt
Organism: Cryptosporidium ubiquitum
Lineage: Eukaryota; Apicomplexa; Conoidasida; Eucoccidiorida; Cryptosporidiidae
Product: DNA-directed RNA polymerase I
Exons: 2
Coding region: 1-6657 (2218 amino acids)
Biological process (GO): DNA-templated transcription
Cellular component (GO): RNA polymerase I complex
Molecular function (GO): DNA-directed RNA polymerase activity; DNA binding
Source: RefSeq, a predicted model, not a curated record